This is a messenger RNA of Miscanthus lutarioriparius, 1296 nucleotides long. Lineage: Eukaryota; Viridiplantae; Streptophyta; Magnoliopsida; Poales; Poaceae. The record is from the annotation of a GenBank genome assembly.
AUGGCAUCAUGGCCAGCAACAUCAAGGAGGCAGUCCAGCAGCAGCAGUAAAAGCGCCGAGCUUUCGGGCGCCAGCGCUCACAGCCACAGCCACCAUGGCCGGGCGGCCUCCUCCCCUGGCCCCUACGGCUAUGGCCGGCAGCUCUCGUCCUACAGCACCCGCUCCUCCCAGGUCAGCAGCAGCGGCUCCUUCAGUGCGGCGGCGCUGCGGGUCGCCGGCGCGUUCACCAGCUGCUUCGUGCCGCGGAGGCAGGUCACGACCGAGGAAGAGGAGGAGGAGAAGAAGAGCAGGCGCUCAGAGUGCCAUGUCUCCAUAGAUUCAGCAGGAUCAUGGCAAGAAGGCAGGGCUCUCACCAUUGCUGACGUGUCCAAGGCAACAUCAAACUUCAGUGAAAAGAACAUGAUAAGGCAGGGGCGCUCAAGCACCAUGUACAGAGGGAAGCUCAAGGAUGGGUCUCAGAUCGCCGUCAAAUGUGUCAGAAAGUUGAACGGUCAGAAUCUGACAGCUGAACUCUGGAGGGAACUUGAGACUCUUGAGAAGAUUGAGCAUAGGAAUCUGGCGAGGCUCUUCGGAUUCUUCGAGCGCGCAGCUGAUAGUCUCGUCGUAGUCGAGUAUGUCAGCAAUGGUUCCUUGAGGGAACAUUUGGAUGAAUCCUGUGGAAAUGGUUUAGAAUUCGUGCAACGGCUCAACAUCGUGAUCGACGUUGCUCAGGGUAUCACCUACCUGCACGAGUACAAAGAGCAUCCGGUCAUCCAUGGAGGCAUCCGGUCGUCGGGCGUGCUGCUGACAGACGCGCUGACGGCAAAGGUGGCCGGCUUUGGGCUGGCCGGGACGGCGGCCUCGGGCUCGGGCUCAGGCUCGGAUGCAACGCCGGCGAAGGGCGCCGCCGGGUACGUGGACCCGGAGUACCUGAGCACGUACCAGCUGACCGACAAGAGCGACGUGUACGCCUUCGGCGUCCUCCUCGUCGAGCUCGUCACCGGCCGGCCGCCCAUCGAACGCAGCUGUGGCGGCGAGGCCCGGCUCACCACCAAAUGGGCGUUGCAGAGGUGCAGAGCAGGGGAAGCCGUGGUGGCCAUGGACCCCAGGAUGCGGCGGAGCCCGGCGUCGGUGGCCGCGGUGGAGAGGAUGCUGGCGCUGGCAGCGCAGUGCGUCGCGACGGCCAGGGAUGACCGACCGUCGAUGCGGCGGUGCAGCGAGCUGCUGUGGGCCAUCCGGAGAGACUACCACCGCCAGGAGGAACCGCGGUGCGCCACCGUCGCGGAGGAACGUAGCGACGAGUGGGUCGUCAGGUAG